CAUACGGUUUUGGAAAUACUUCUCAUUGUGUUUUUUUUGGUUUUUUUUAUGUAAAAAAAUAUACUUUUAAAUAAACAUUACAAGAGGGUAUUGAAAACUGAUUUUUAUUAAAAUAUUAAUAAUUAAUGUUAAUGCCCCGUGACGAUUUAGUAUUUUUUAUUUUUUUUCUAUAAAACCGCAAUUAUCUGCGGCCAGUGUUUCAUUGAAAAUAUCUUUCGUAAGAAAGAAAAGAAAAUUUCAAAAUGCCUUUUAUGAAAGGUAUCGAGCCUAUUAGAAGAACAAUUAAAUAUUUAAAUGCAGGUAGAUUAGUGUUAAAAGAUGAAAUACAUAUAUUGUCCAUUAAUUACAAUACUUUUGGUGAUCAUCACAGUGGAAUGAGACAGUUUGUAUUUUGGCAUUUAGCUCAAUUGCAAUAUAAAAAUCCUGAUGUUCAAAUUAUUACUUUUAAAAAUAUGACACCAUCACCUUUCGUAAGAUGUUUCUACGAUAAUGGAAAGAGAAUGUUAAUUGACGUCGACAGUAAAGGAAAAGAUGAUAUUAUGGAACAUUUAAUAAAAGUCAUAGGAAAAUCUCAGAAUACGUUAGUGAAAGAGGCGACACUUCGCGAAAAGAAAGAUAAUCCGGCAAACUUUGGUUAUGGAUGUGAGAGAAGUUGUAUGUGUAUCAUUCCCGGUCAACUUCCUUGUCCUCAAGUUGUUCCACUUCCAAAUCAUAUGCGUGGCAAAUUUAUUCGUAAUCCUGAUGCUUAAUUUUCAUUAAAUAUAGGUUUGUAAAUAAUGUAUUUGUUAAUUUUUCCAAUACACUUUUUAUCCUUGUAUAAUUAUAUAACAUACAUCGAUAA
Molecule: messenger RNA, 841 nt
Organism: Leptopilina boulardi
Lineage: Eukaryota; Metazoa; Arthropoda; Insecta; Hymenoptera; Figitidae
Gene: mRpS25
Product: probable 28S ribosomal protein S25, mitochondrial
Exons: 3
Coding region: 243-749 (168 amino acids)
Cellular component (GO): mitochondrion
Molecular function (GO): structural constituent of ribosome
Source: RefSeq, a predicted model, not a curated record